Messenger RNA from Dracunculus medinensis (Guinea worm), 519 nucleotides. The record is from the annotation of a GenBank genome assembly. Lineage: Eukaryota; Metazoa; Nematoda; Chromadorea; Rhabditida; Dracunculidae.
AUGAAACCACUGGUACUUGCUUUUCUGGUAGUAGUAAUUCAAGAUGGACUCUGCGUAUGCCGCUUUGAACAAAAUGCAUACAUAUUAUCAUGGAUUCUGGAUAAUGAAAAUAAUAUUUAUUUUCAAUUAAACUAUACGAAAUAUCCAUUAAGAACGAAUGCUUGGACAGGUGUUGCAUUCGGAGAAACAAUGCUUAGUGGUCUCGACGCUAUUAUUGUUCGAAUAAUUGGUGAUCGGAUAACGGUGAAAGACGAGAGUGUACGUGGUUAUGGACCAACUGUUGUUGAUCAAAAGCAAAACAUACGGCUAAAUAGGGUCUUAUUUUCAAAUGCUGUUUUAUCAGUUGACUUUAGUCGACCACUUAAAACUGAUGAUGCCUGGUCUGAUCAUCCUUUGGAUGGAUGUCAUCCUUGGCAAUUCUUUCCAUUUUUGUCAGCAUUGCAUGAUGAUGGUACAACAGGGAAGCAUAUACGGGCACCUCAUUCUAGAAUUAUUUGUAUCAGUCGAUGUCGAUCCUGA